Elgaria multicarinata webbii is the source of this 1770-nucleotide messenger RNA. It is a transcript of the gene POU2F3, whose product is annotated as POU class 2 homeobox 3. The transcript has 13 exons. The coding region runs from base 202 to 1455 and encodes 417 amino acids. Gene Ontology annotation, cellular component: nucleus. The record is from RefSeq and is a predicted model, not a curated record. Gene Ontology annotation, molecular function: DNA-binding transcription factor activity, RNA polymerase II-specific; RNA polymerase II cis-regulatory region sequence-specific DNA binding. Gene Ontology annotation, biological process: regulation of transcription by RNA polymerase II. Lineage: Eukaryota; Metazoa; Chordata; Lepidosauria; Squamata; Anguidae.
UGUUGUUCACCUGGAAGGCUGGAGCGCCAGAGGAGGGCUGGCUCCCUGUUUUGCCCUCCGUCAAGCCCUGCGGGGCAACAGCAACUGUCAGUUCCACCCUGGCAGGCUCCGGUUCUCUGCUCUGAUCUCCCAGCCUCGUGAUGCAUGUGCAUAGGUGUCAGAUGAGGACCGCGGCUGGGGAAUGCCAGAUUAGAUAUCAAGAUGAGCGGAGAUGUGGCAGACUCUACAGAAGCACAGAAUGAAGGCAGCCACAUAGAACUCGGAAAUGAACGGAAUGGCAUGGAUUUCAGCAGACAGAUUAAAACAGAAGACCUCAGCGACUCUUUGCAGGCGGACACCCACUCAAGGUUGACCCAUCUGUCACAAGGGCUGUCCAUGAUGCCUGGAGGGCAAAUUGCUGGGGACAUGAGUUCUCUUCACACUUUGCAACAACUCGUACAGGUUCCGGGUCAUAUGCAAUCUGUCCCCCUAUUCCUGCUUUCUCAGGGUCCUGCAGGACAACAAGCUCUGCAGUCAAACCUUCUCUCAUUUCCUCAGCAGCAGAGUGGGCUUCUCCUCCCACAACACGGACACAGCUUAGCAUCUCAGGCCAUGGGACGUCCUGGGCACCCUGGGUCAUCGCUGGAGCCCCACCUGGAGGUCCCUCAGCAUUUACAAGUUGCCAAACACUUGUCCUCUUCGGCGGUGACGGACGAAGCUAACGACCUUGAGGAGCUCGAAAAAUUUGCCAAGACGUUCAAGCAGAGGCGAAUCAAGCUUGGAUUCACCCAGGGCGACGUGGGCCUGGCCAUGGGGAAACUCUACGGAAAUGACUUCAGCCAGACCACAAUUUCCCGCUUCGAGGCUCUCAACCUUAGCUUCAAGAACAUGUGCAAGCUAAAACCACUGCUGGAGAAGUGGCUGAGCGAUGCAGAAUCUUCUCCUUUGGACUCUGCCGUGAGCACGCCCAGUCCCUACCCAUCUGUGAGUGAGAUGUUUGGGCGCAAGAGAAAGAAACGCACCAGCAUCGAGACCAACAUCCGCUCCACGCUGGAGAAACGGUUCCAAGACAACCCCAAGCCUAGCUCAGAGGAGAUUUCCAUGAUUGCUGAACAGUUGUCCAUGGAAAAGGAAGUGGUCCGGGUUUGGUUCUGCAACCGGCGCCAGAAAGAGAAGCGCAUCAGCUGCCCAAUGCCCUCCGCCAUGAAAUCACCCCUCUACAACUCCAGACUGGUUUCUACCUCAGGAUCUUUGGGUCCACUUUCUGUUACGCCCGUCCACAGCGCAAUGCAUGGUGCAGUAACAUCGUCAUGUUCUCCUGGCAACUCCAGCCGGCCCUCAUCUCCUAGCUCGGGACUCCAUGCCAGCAGCCCCGGCAUGUCCCACAGCAGCUCCAAAGCAGCAAUCAACUCAUCCAGUUUCAACUCUUCUGGCAGCUCAUGGUACCGAUGGAACCAGCCCACCUACCUGCACUGAAGCUCCAUUCCCAAAAGAGCAACCAAAUCCACCUUUCUCUCCUCUGCCCAAAAGGAAAAAGGAAAAAGGAAGCCUUAACUUCUUGCUGUGGUUCCAGUUCUCUAGGAAUGGCAGCUCAGGCACAAUGGUACAGGUGCCUUCAAGAUGUGGCACAUCGUCCGUCAGCCCUUGACCUCACUUGAUAUACCCAGAACUGUCAAAGGGGCUAAAACUGUGAUGGUUCCCAUACCAGUUGAGGGGUAUAUGGUCAUGUGUGUUUUCUACGCCACAGCAUAAACCUGUUAGUUCAUCAGUCUCAGGCACUUUUCCUUCUGG